UCAUCAUUUACAUAUAUGCCACCCCCUCCUCUGACCCUCUCUAACCCACUAACCACAAUGCCGCUCACGAUCUACGAGUCCGAGCUCCCUGCGCCCUACCUCCCCCAGAUCUCCAUCUUCGACUACAUCCUCCCCGGGCUGCAGGGCGUGUCGCCGCUGCAAGAGUUCGACCCGUCUCUCCCGGCAUUCAUCGAUGGCAGGGACGGCACGACGCUGACGCGCGCCGGGCUGCGCGACCUCGCGCUCCGGCUCGCGGGCGGCUUGCGUGCGCUGGGGAUCAGGCGCGGCGACGUCGCCGGCGUUUGGGGAUACAACUCGCUCGAAUGGGUGAAUGCCGCAUACGGAUGUUUGGCCGCGGGUGUGGUCGUCAGCCCUGCGAACUAUGCCUACGCCCCCGCCGAAGUCGCACACCAGCUCAACGACUCGGGCUCCUCAGCUGUCUUCGUCGACCCCGAGCUCCUCCCGAACUUUGAGAAGGCGCGCGAACACCUCUCGCGCCCGCUCCCCCCUUCCCGCGUCAUCCUCCUCUGCCGGCCGGAACACAAACCCGCGAACUCGCCCUACAAGUGCCUCGCCGAGAUCCUCGCCGACCCCGUCGAGCCCGAACACUUUGACGGCGUCGCCUCGAACGAAACAGCGUGGAUGUCGUACAGCUCCGGCACGACAGGCUUGCCCAAGGGCGUGAUGACGACCCACUUCAACUUCACCUCGCAGCUCCAGGCCAACAACUGCAGCUACCACUUGGACUGCGGCCCGAACGGGGAUGUCGUCCUCGGCUUCCUCCCCAUGUCGCACAUCUACGGCCUGACAAUCUCGCUCCUACAGCCGCUGACGUUCGGCGCGCCCGUCGUCGUCCUCCCCCGCUUCGACGAGAUCCCCGUGCUCGAAGCCAUCCAGAAAUACAAGGUCACCCACGGCCUCCUCGUGCCCCCGCUCAUCCUCCGCUUCCUCCACUCCCCCAAUACGGCCAAGUACGACAUCUCGUCCAUGCGCACGAUCAUGUCCGGCGGCGCACCGCUGUCGCCCGAGCUCGCGGCGGCGUUUGAGAAAAAGUUCCCUGGGUGCGUGAGCAUCCAGGGGUACGGGAUGACGGAGACGACGCCGGGGAUCACGGCGAUGAAGCGCGCCGACGUGCUCGCCGGCGGCCGGCAGGGGUGGGUCGGCCGCCUCCUCCCGACGUACCAAGCGCGCCUCGUGCUGCCUGACGGCACGGAUGCGGCGCGCGGCGCGCCCGGCGAGCUGUGGGUGCGCGGGCCGAGCGUCAUGAAGGGAUACCACAACAACGCCGCCGCGACGGCCGAGACGAUGGCGCUCGGCGGCUGGUUCCGCACCGGCGACGUCCUCGUGCGCGACGAACACGGGUGGUACAAGGUCGUGGACCGCGUCAAAGAGCUCAUCAAGUACAAGGGCUUCCAGGUCGCGCCGGCCGAGCUCGAGGCGCUCCUGCUCACGCACCCGCGGCUCGUGGAUGCCGGUGUGGUGGGGGUGUACGAUGCCGCCGAAGUCACGGAGAUGCCGCGCGCGUACGUUGUUGCGGCGGAGAGCGUGGGGAAGGGCGAGUACGAGGCCCUCGUGAAGGACGUGCAGGCGUGGGUGGCGGCGCGCGUCGCGCAGCACAAGAAGCUCCGCGGCGGCGUCGUGGUUGUCGACGCAAUCCCCAAGUCCCCCAGCGGCAAGAUCUUGCGCAAAGAUCUGCGCAAGCGCGCGCAGGCCGAGUAUGAGAGCAAGGCGGCGGCGAGGUUGUAGCGGGUGUGAUGAGGAGUGUGGUAGUGGCACAGUGGCGCAGUCGCACAGUUGUAGCAGUUUGGGAAGGGAUGCAUGGG
Molecule: messenger RNA, 1823 nt
Organism: Cutaneotrichosporon oleaginosum
Lineage: Eukaryota; Fungi; Basidiomycota; Tremellomycetes; Trichosporonales; Trichosporonaceae
Source: RefSeq, a predicted model, not a curated record